AUGAUCUAAAUGCAAAUCCAUUUUGUAUAUAAAUUGUAUUAAGUCCAUCAACAUUCUAAUUUGUUGCCAACCCCAUCCUUUCAUUUGUAAAUUUAUUCAUUAAGUUUUCAAAAUAUAGAGUUAAAUUAUACUAUAAAAAAAAAGCAAAAUUAUGGAUUUACUUAAUCAAGUGCAACUGCUCAGUCUGCAACUUCAAUGAUAUUCUGCUUUAAUGGAGUUUCUUCAGCACCAUUUACUUUAGGUGCAGAUAUUCUAACUAUUAAAAGCUUAAUAAAUCCUAAUUACUCUGGGAAUUAUAACUUUUAAUUGCAAACAACAAAUGCAUAAGGAAUUGCUUAUAAAUAAGAUCAUGAUUUUUAUGGAUUUCUUAAUACUCGUACUGUUGCAAUUUAACCACUUCCUUCAAUUACAACUUUUUCAAUUAAGUCUACCUUAGGAAUGGUUUAUUCACCUGGCCUGACGCUAACAAUUAAUUCAGUAUUAGCAAUACCAGAAAACUCUUUGAUAUCGAUCACUUUUCCUACUAAUUGGGAGAAUUUUUGCUGCUCUGUUAUUGACCCAACAAUAGCAACUCUUUCUUGUGUCUUGACAGGUUUUAUAAAUUCUAGUUGCAUUUCAAGCUCUACUGGUAGUAAUUCUAAGAUAACUAUGACAGUUAUAACAGCUAUAGCUGCAAAUACUAAUUUUGAUAUAAUUAUAAAAGGAGUUAGAGCACCUCCAUCACUAGACAGCUAUGUUAAUAAUUUUUAAAUUUCAGUAACUGAUUCAACAUAGACAAGUUAUAUGUAUAAUUAAUUGAGCACUUAAAUAAAUGCUCUUUCUACACCAAAUACAUUAAGCGUUGUUUCAGGAUCAUUUUCUGCUAGUAUUAUUGUAAAUUAAAUAGCUAGCAGUUAAACUCUUAAUGUAUAGAUAAAUCUUAGUACUCCUGUAACAAAUACAAACUAUUCGAUGGAAUUAGAUCUUCCUUUCAAUUUAGCAACAACUCUUUCAAGUAACUCUGUUAUAGUCGGAAGUGGCAUAUGUAACACAUCUAUUCCUGCUUCUUCCUAUACCAUUACAGCAAUCCCUAGUUCAUCUUCUUACAGAAUCAAGUUCUAAGCUGGGUCAAUAUUUUAAGCAUAUUAAAGCAGUCUAGCUACAUAGUCUUGUACACUUUAAAUUCCGAAAGUCUAGGCAGGACCUUAUGUAAAUUAUAGUGCUCAAGUAGCAGCCCGUACUUAUAAAUCAACUACCAUUCUUAUUGACUAAGGAAGUUAAACAUUUAGCAAUUUUAAUUUAGCUCCUGAUCCUAUUGCUAGACAAGCUUUAACAACUGCUACCUCAUAGGUUGGAGCUUAGGGUAGUUACACAUUUUCUUUCGACAUAAGUGAUCCUUUGAGCUCAAACGCAAUUAUCACUAUUGACUACAGCCAAAAUUCAGUUAUUUCUCUGACUGGCUCUACUUGCACUGUUUCUUGUAGCAGAGGUUGUAAUCCUUCUGCAACUUGUGUGAUUACUCAAAAUAAUAAAGUUAUAACUUUGGGUAGCAUUUUUUAAACAGAUUUUACGAGUGUCUCCUCAACUAAUUAAAUGACAAUAAGUGUUGUUAUUUCUAACGUUCUUAACCCUUUAAGUGUUGUUACUCCUGCUUAAACCAACAAUUUUAUAAUUAAUACCUAUUAUGGCAAUAAUUAGUUAGUACAAAAUACAUAAUUAGGUAUUACUGCAGCUACAUUAUUUAGUAGCUAUACUCCUGUAUCUAUAACAACUUUGGGAAUAAGUGCUUCCAACUCUAUUGUUAGAUAAAAUGUGGGAACAUUAACUGUUUCUUUUACAUUUAGUUAAUUUACUAUUGUAGCUGGUGCUAUUUACACACUAUCUUUUCCAUCAAAUUCAUUCUUAAUGUAAAAUAAUCCUACACCUUUUUAAGCUAUUUGGACUGGAACUAACCAGUAACUUACUCAAACAAAUUGGGAUUAUUUAAAUGGUAAUAUUGUAAUGACGACAUUAUACACUCCAACUGGAACUGUAUCUUUCAGCAUACAAGGAAAUAUUUUAAAUCCUGCACAAACUAAAAAAUAAUAUACAAUCUCUUUAAGAAUUACAGAUGGUAGUGGGUAAGUAUUCAUCCAUUUAUGA
Tetrahymena thermophila SB210 is the source of this 2121-nucleotide messenger RNA. RefSeq lists its product as hypothetical. The record is from RefSeq and is a predicted model, not a curated record. NCBI's taxonomy places the organism in Eukaryota, Ciliophora, Oligohymenophorea, Hymenostomatida, Tetrahymenidae. The transcript is spliced from 4 exons.